Messenger RNA from Phaeodactylum tricornutum CCAP 1055/1, 894 nucleotides. RefSeq lists its product with no specific name. The coding region runs from base 1 to 801 and encodes 266 amino acids. The record is from RefSeq and is a predicted model, not a curated record. The transcript is spliced from 2 exons. NCBI's taxonomy places the organism in Eukaryota, Bacillariophyta, Bacillariophyceae, Surirellales, Neidiaceae.
AUGCGAAAACAAGCAAAGAAUUUGAUAAAUGCCGACAUGAAUGUUAUGAUGACUCGGAGGAGGAAUCGCAGCGUAAGGUUUACCGAAGAGAUUGAUGUGUUUGAAGUGGAAUGUUUUCGAGAACACCUGAAUCGAUGUUGGUACCAGAAUGACGACUACAGAGACUUUUCGCUCGAUCGAAAGGCUUGCGUUGUCGCCUACCGAAAGGUUGCUGCCAAGAACAGGCAACAUCAGCUUUCCGAGGAUGUCCAACUAUGCUUGCUUGGACUUGAAAGCAGCUUAUCCAUGGAUGUAAGAGAACUCUCUGCGGAGCGUCGUGCCGAAAUUGUACAUGGGGUACUACUGGAACAAGAAGCACAGUGGACUGGAGGGUACAGUGAUCAGGAUCAAAUCCGACUAGUAUCGAUCGGUUGCAGCACAGAAGCGGUUGUCGAAGCUAUUGAACGGGCUGUCUUCGAUACGAGUGACAGGCGUUUGCCUUUUACUGAAAAACUGAGACUAGGAACAGGUGGCACUGCAACAACAUCUAUCUGGGGGGAUCAAGCGAACAUGUGCUCGUCACCACUGAUCCCCAGGCGCCAGGCAUCAAAACGCUUGGUCAAGGAACCUUCUUUCCGCGCAACGCUGACCGGGAAAUCUUCAAUUCGAAUGCAGACAUCUGAGCGGCUAGAUUCGCGGCCUUCGCUUCCACAAAAAAAGCCGUCACUUAGAUUUUUGGAGGCUUUAAACCGACGCGACUACCGCCCCCAAAGCAUAACGAGACAGCCGUCACUUCGAUAUGAAGUUAGCUUAAUUCAGUAGUGUCUCUCCAUGGAUGUGGCAAUUCCGAUUGUCUCGGGAAGCAAGCAUGUGUCAAGAGCGGAGAAAAUUUGCUACGGAGAAUUAAUGCGAUUA